This is a messenger RNA of Rhinolophus ferrumequinum (greater horseshoe bat), 808 nucleotides long. It is a transcript of the gene CIMIP5, whose product is annotated as chromosome 13 C2orf50 homolog. Bases 198 to 647 code for a protein of 149 amino acids. The record is from RefSeq and is a predicted model, not a curated record. NCBI's taxonomy places the organism in Eukaryota, Metazoa, Chordata, Mammalia, Chiroptera, Rhinolophidae. The transcript has 4 exons.
UCAACUGGGCUCGAUUACUCUCCCAUCCUGGAAGGCCUGAUCCUCAUAGGCCACGCUGAGCUCAGGGUCCAGCGGGGCAGUGAGGAGGACCCCUGCACGGGCUCUCCUGGGGUUAGGAGGGAGGGUUAUCCUGGGAGAGGUCUGAGCUCACACACACACACACACACACACACACACACACACACACACACGUCUCCAUGGAGGGCCACUCCACCUCUGGGCUCCAGAAAACCACAUCAGCUGGGUACCGACUGCCCUCCACCAGGCCACCAACCUUAGUCUCCCCUACUGCCCGGGGUGGCCCCAUGGUGGCCAGGGGACGCGCUCGCGGCCUGGCCCUGGGGGCUGAUGGUGUGCAGCAGGACCAGCUGUGGAGAGAACUCCUGGAGGCCGAGAGGCGGAGCCAGCAGCGCUGGGCUCAAAAUUGGAGUUUCCUGAAAGACCAUGACCUCAUGGGCAAUAAGAAGGAACCUGAGAAGCUGCCGGAGCACGUGCCUUUCUUUUCUGACACUGUCCCCAAUUCCACGAACCAGGUUGUGGGCAGCAGGGUGGACACGCCCCUGGGGAAAACCCUCAUCAGCCUGGACUUCUUCUUCAUGGAAGGAGUCCGGAAGAAGAAGCUGGAAGAUGAGCUGCAGCCCAUCUAGGAGGAGGAGGGCUCUCAGGGCUGCCCCAGCUUCUAGAGGCUGUCCACUUUCCUUGGCCGGUGGCCCCCUACAUCUGCAAAGGCAGCAUCACAGCAUUUCCAACCCGAGAGGACCUGAGAUGAUGCGGUGCCGGCCGCCCCUGGGAACCUGGUAUCUGGGUU